AGCGCGGAGCCAGAGCGACGUCACGCGGCUGGAGAGGGCGCGUCACACACACACACACACACACACUCACGCUGUGGCGUGUUUACCGAGUGGAGAGUUUGUGAUCGGACUUGCAGAGCAGAGCGCAUGUAUAGACAGACUGUCACCGAGCAGACAAUGAAGAGGAGCGGAUCGCUUGUUUCUCCGAUAAGAUGAGAGCCUUUGUGUUGAGUCUGAUGAGUUCAGGAGGAUUUCUGAAGGGAACACUAACAGUUUACACAGAGGACAUGUCCACAACUACGAGUCCAACCAUCCCCUCCUCACAGCUGACAUCGGAUCAACUCACUGUGGUCGCUGCAUCCUUUUCUUCUCUGGUGUUCUUUUUGGUUAUUGUGGUGCUGCUGUCCAUUAUUUACCGCAGGGAUCACCAGUGCUGCAAAGUGUUCUCCUAUCAGGGGCCACAUGCAGAUAUGGACGCUCCUCCUCAGUACUACAGCAGCAGACAGACUCUGGUGGGAUCUUCUUGUCUAGAGCAGACUCAGAUCAUGGAUGACACUCAGCAGGCAGGUCAGCUGUUCUACGUGGGCCUGCCCUCCAGCUACAGCCUGCCCUCACUGGAGGCCCCCCUGCCGAGGCUCCCCUCCUACGAGAGCGUCCGAAAGAAGGACCGCCAGAGGCAGAUCCACAUGAUGAUCGCAGACCGCUUCGGCCUCAAUGGACCCAUUGUGACUGAGCCUCCUCCAACAUAUGAAGAGAGUAUCCGCCAGUCUAUGGAGCUGCCGUACAACAUCCUCUCAUCCAGUCUGGACAUCUCCCUUCCUCAGAGUAUCUACACCAACACAGGGCCCGACACACCUCAUCCAGUCAACUCUGAUACCAGCAGCACUGUUCUACCUGUGUGAUUACUGAGCAAGCUUCUCAAGCUGUCUGAUGAAUGUCAAAGACGUGCGAUAGCUUUAUACAAGAGACAUUGUUGAAGACUGGAUCCUUCCCACACAAGCUGAUCCAGAUACCUCAAGACUGAGUUAAUGUUGAGAGACGGUUGAUGAAGGAGUAACCAAAGAGGAGCUUCAGGGAAAGGACACCUUUGGCUUGGCACAUUUGAAUGUUAAAAACACUUUGUGACAGCUACUGUCCAUGCUGAUGGAUUUCAUUUCCUGAGGUGGCUGGUACACCUUGAAGAAGAAACUUGUGGACUACAACAUACUUAAAAGGGAACCACUAUUUACUUUGUUGAUUAUAAUGAACGUCUGUCUUCUCUUUUAUUGUGCUGUUCCUGAGCCAGAGACCUCAUUGUCUGGUGUGGUUACCAGAGACCUGUUCCUGUACCCUGCCGUGCCAUACCGCCAUACUGCCAUACGGUUCAGCCUGUGAGAGGGAGAAUAAAAAAAAAAGGUGCUAAUGAGAGUGCCUUCCAUGAAGUUAUAAUAAGACAUUUAUCACGACAAAUGUUUUUUUUUUUUUACCACUUUGUUUAUUUUUUCUCUGUGAAGACAGAUGGGACUCUUGAUGAUUUCUCACUUUCUUAUAUAGAAGCUCUGAGUUGUUUGUUCUGUUCUCCAAAAGGCUUCAGAGUGAAGCAGAGUGAAUGUGAAAUGAAAACAAUGGAGAGAUACCAAGUUCCUUGUCGAGACCUGCUUUUGUUUUUCUUUAUCACACAACGUUACCAUGUACACACGGCAAAUGUUUGUCAUGUACUCUAUUUAUUGAAGAAAGAAGAGCGAUUCCUCAUUAUUUCUGAAAACAAAUGUAAUAAAUACUUUUAUCUUUUUGUC
Sebastes umbrosus (honeycomb rockfish) is the source of this 1754-nucleotide messenger RNA. RefSeq lists its product as uncharacterized. Bases 192 to 881 code for a protein of 229 amino acids. The transcript is spliced from 5 exons. NCBI's taxonomy places the organism in Eukaryota, Metazoa, Chordata, Actinopteri, Perciformes, Sebastidae. The record is from RefSeq and is a predicted model, not a curated record.